This is a messenger RNA of Cryptomeria japonica (Japanese cedar), 2423 nucleotides long. RefSeq lists its product as uncharacterized. The transcript has 5 exons. The coding region runs from base 254 to 2026 and encodes 590 amino acids. The record is from RefSeq and is a predicted model, not a curated record. NCBI's taxonomy places the organism in Eukaryota, Viridiplantae, Streptophyta, Pinopsida, Cupressales, Cupressaceae.
GCUUAGCUGUACUCACAUCCUACACAUCCUACACCUUGCUCCACUCUGCACUUUUUUGUGAUUCUAACUCCCUCUAUUUAUUCUUGUAAAUCGGAAAUUUUACCCAGGGGGAGUAGGUCAAAAGAAAUUUUUUAAUAAGCUAAAAAAGAUAAAAAUCCUAGACACUCUUCUCGUCACUGUUUAUUUGUCUGCCGUCAGCAACAGGAGUGUCAGAUAGGGUUUCUGUACUUUUUUGCUGCUUCUGUUAGCGGUUAUGGCCUCAGAAGGAACCGUGGCUUUGUCAAUGGCGGAUUGGCAGGUUUGCGAGACGCCCCGGACGCCCGAAAAUGAGCACGCAGGAGUGGCAAACGGAAUUGGAAGCCCGGAAAGUUUGGAUUACUCUCUGCCGGUGGCGGCGGAGAAUUAUUCGCCAGGGAAAGAAGUGGCAACUUAUUCGGCGGUGAAGGCGAGUGCAAAGGGGGAGGGAUGGCCAUACGCACCAGAGGGAUGGCCUAUGGCCGGUGACAAAUGGAGUUGGAAGGUGGGUAAGAGGUGGAGUCCCAAGGGCUACUGGCUGGACCGUUACCUGAUCUUGCCCAAGCGCUUGCAGAAGGGAGGCAGGCGAGUCUAUUUCUUUAGCAAGAGGGCUGUCGUAGAGUACAUUAAUACGGAGUUUCCUGGGACUGAUAUUGAGGGUUUUUUCAGCUCGUUUCAAUGGGAGGUCCCCUGCAUUACUGAAGGGAAAACCACCGCCUGUGGAAAGCGUGGGAGAGAACCAGAACUAGGUGGGAAUGUUGUCAGUGAAGAGAGGGUCUGUAAAGCUGGAAAUCCCAAAUGUGGUAUAGAAACUCACAAGAAUAAGUCACUUAAGGCCAUGAAUUGUGACAUAUGUUGCAUCGAAUUUGGAUUUUGCCGUGAAUGCUCUUGUAUUCUUUGUGGGAAGACUACUGACCAGAGUGAGGGGGAGUAUACUUCUAUUCGAUGUGAAGGGAAACUAAAUGAAGAGUUUGUUUGUGGGCAUGUUGCUCAUCUAGAGUGUGCUCUUCUUUGUCACAUGGCGGGUGUUGAGCGAAGCAUUGGUUUAGAUGUGGAAUAUUAUUGUAGACGUUGUGACAAGAAGACAGACCUGAUGAUGCAUAUUGUUGGCUUGCUUCGUGCAUCAGGGUGCCUCAAAAUAAGGGCUGAUGUUGAGAAGAACUUAAGUAUUGCACUACGCAUCUUGCAGGGUACACGGAAGACUGCAAGAAGAAGCCUACACAAUGUUAUUAAUUCGGCUGUACAGAAGCUUCACAGUGGAAUGAAUCUGGAAGAUAUUGUGGAGUUGCAUCAAGCUCCAGUGGCAGUGGAAGCAGGGAAGACAGCAAUAGAGAGUGAAAAACUUAACUAUCAACUAAAGCCUCUAAGUAUUACUCCUGUUUCUCUUGUAAGCCCGAGAGGUGAAGCAGUGCAACACUCAGGUUGUAUUUCUUCUGUCAUAGUUGAAGACAACAGAUCAAGUGCAUCUGCUUUCAGAAAUAUAUUUGGAGCUAGAAGCCCUCUAUCUGAACCAUUGCAACUGGCAGGUCCUAUUUUUGAUGAGGCUACUUCUCAGAAAAGUUCAUUGGUUCGUGAGAGACUACGUGGAAGGUCAAUGGUGCUUCCAGAAGAUGCUAAUGGAGCCGCAGACCUACUUAGUUCCCCCGUUCAUAUCACAGCUUUGAAAUUUGAGAAUAGAAUUAACCAAGCCUUGCAUGGCCUAAGGAGGUCUCAAGAAGCAGAAUACAAGCUUGCCCAAGAAAGGCUGUAUGCUCAGAAAGAUUUUCUUUUAUCGCUCUUUAAGCAGCUGGACAUGGCAAAUAGUAAAUUCACAAAUUGUUCAUCUUCAUCGUCCUUAGAAAACUUUGAUGACUUGCUUGAUGGCGUUUCUGAUCAAGUUGCGAGGCUGAGGAAAGAAAAUGCAAAAUUUGGACAAAUGCUCACAAUUACAAAUGGGUUUGGCCAUACUCAAAAGGAUAUAUUAAGGGAUUUUUUUGGAGUAUCUCUUGAAGAUGGACGAUUAAAUCUCUAGUUGGCCAUUUUGUACGUGGGAGUACUCAUCUAACAUGCUCUCUCGUUCAAAAAAGAUUUUUGCUUUGAUGCACAGAAAACAAGGCACAUUUUCUGCAGCUCUUCGUUUUAUGUCACGGGUGUGAUUGCUCUGCAGGGUAUGGCAGUUGAAACAUAUAUCCCUUGAUAUGUAUGUUAAUAACUAAAAAAAUUAGAUCUUGUUCCUUGCACGUAAGGCCUCAACAACAGAAGAGAAGCAAGGAAUCAAUUUUUAAGUUUUGUUUUCUUGGUAUGAUCAGGUCAUAGCAACAUAUAAAUUUAUUGUUGCUUGUAACAAAAUCUGUAACAGUUUCACAAGAACUAAUAUGUUAUCUAGUAGAAUUUGCAAUUUUGAAGCUCAUAGCCAUCCCUUAUGUACA